CCGCCUGGGCUGCCCUCCCUCUCCUCUCCUCCCCUGCACUUCUUGUACAGAAAGGUCAGGCUCUCUGGCCUGGGUGUUUCCAGUGGGCAGGAUGGAGGACAUGGAAGGUCCUGAAUACGGCAAGCCCGACUUUGUGCUUUUGGACCAGCUGACUAUGGAGGACUUCAUGAAAAACCUGCAGCUCAGGUUUGAGAAGAACCGUAUCUACACUUACAUCGGCGAGGUGCUGGUAUCUGUGAAUCCCUACCAGGAGCUGCCCCUGUACGGGCCUGAGGCCAUCGCCAGAUACCAAGGCCGCGAACUCUACGAACGGCCACCCCACCUGUAUGCUGUAGCCAACGCUGCCUACAAAGCAAUGAAGCGUAGAUCCAGAGACACCUGUAUUGUCAUCUCAGGGGAGAGCGGGGCAGGGAAGACGGAAGCCAGCAAGCACAUCAUGCAGUACAUCGCUGCUGUCACCAACCCAAGCCGGAGGGCUGAGGUGGAGAGGGUGAAGGAUAUUCUGCUCAACUCCACCUGUGUGCUGGAGGCCUUUGGUAAUGCCCGUACCAAUCGCAACCACAAUUCCAGCCGCUUUGGCAAGUACAUGGACAUCAACUUUGACUUCAAGGGGGAUCCUGUUGGAGGACACAUCCACAGCUACCUGUUGGAGAAGUCUAGAGUUCUCAAGCAACAUGUGGGCGAAAGGAACUUCCAUGCCUUCUACCAGUUGCUUAGGGGCAGCGAAGAGCAAAAGCUGCAAGAAAUGCACCUGGAGAGAAAUCCUGCUCUGUAUAACUUCACACGCCAGGGAGCCGGGCUCAACAUGGGUGUGCACAAUGUCAUGGACAGUGAUGAAAAGAGCCACCGAGCAGUGACUGAGGCCAUGGCGGUCAUCGGCUUCAGUUCUGAGGAAGUGGCAUCUGUCCAUCGCAUCCUGGCUGCUAUACUGCACAUGGGAAACAUCGAGUUUGUGGAGACAGAGGAAAAUGGACUGCAGAAGGGGGGCCUAGCAGUGGCCGAGGCGGCUCUGGUGGACCAUGUGGCUGAGCUGACAGCCACACCCCGAGAUCUCGUUCUCCGCUCCCUGCUGGCUCGCACAGUGGCCUCAGGAGGCCGAGAACUCAUAGAGAAGGGGCACACCGUGGCUGAGGCCAGCUAUGCUAGGGAUGCCUGUGCCAAGGCAGUGUACCAGCGGUUGUUUGAGUGGGUGGUGGACAGGAUCAACAGCAUCAUGGAAGCUCGGGACCGCGACCCUCGGCGUGAUGGCAAGGACACAGUCAUUGGUGUGCUGGACAUCUAUGGCUUUGAAGUUCUUCCUGUCAAUAGCUUUGAACAGUUCUGCAUCAAUUACUGCAACGAGAAGCUCCAGCAGCUCUUCGUCCAGCUCAUCCUGAAGCAGGAGCAGGAGGAAUAUGAGCGCGAGGGCAUUGCCUGGCAGAGCGUCGAGUAUUUCAACAACGCCACCAUCGUGGAGCUGGUGGAGCGGCCCCACCGCGGCAUACUGGCCAUUCUGGAUGAGGCCUGUAGCACCGCUGGCCCCGUCACCGACCGCAUCUUCCUGCAGACGCUGGACACGCACCACCGCCACCACCCACACUACUCCAGCCGCCAGCUCUGUCCUACUGACAAGACCAUGGAGUUUGGCAGAGACUUCCGGAUUAAGCACUAUGCAGGGGAUGUCACGUACUCUGUGGAGAGAUUCAUUGACAAGAAUAGAGACUUUCUCUUCCAGGACUUCAAGCGGUUGCUGUAUAACAGUGCAGAUCCCAUUCUGCGGGCCAUGUGGCCAGAUGGGCAGCAGGACAUCACAGAAGUGACCAAGCGCCCCCUGACGGCUGGCACACUCUUCAAGAACUCCAUGGUGGCCCUGGUGGAGAACCUGGCUUCCAAGGAGCCCUUCUAUGUCCGCUGCAUCAAACCCAAUGAGGACAAGGUGCCUGGGAGGCUAGAUGAGGACCACUGUCGUCACCAAGUUGCAUACCUGGGCCUACUGGAGAACGUGAGGGUCCGGAGGGCUGGCUUUGCUUCCCGCCAGCCCUACCCUCGAUUCUUGCUCAGGUACAAGAUGACCUGUGAGUACACAUGGCCCAACCACCUGCUGGGCUCUGACAGGGCAGCUGUGAGCGCCCUCCUGGAACAGCACGGCCUGCAAGGGGAUGUGGCCUUUGGCCACAGCAAGCUGUUCAUCCGCUCGCCACGGACGCUGGUCACUCUGGAGCAGAGCAGAGCCCGCCUCAUCCCCAUCAUCGUGCUGCUGCUGCAGAAGGCAUGGCGGGGCACCCUAGCUCGGUGGCGCUGCCGGCGGCUGAAGGCCAUCUACACCAUCAUGCGCUGGUUCCGAAGACACAAGGUGCGCGCUCACCUGGCUGAGCUGCAGCAGAGGUUCCAGGCUGCACGGCAUCCCCCGCUCUAUGGUCGAGACAUCGUGUGGCCGCCUCCCCCUGCCGUGCUGCAGCCCUUCCAGGACACCUGCCAUGCACUCUUCUGCAGGUGGCGAGCCCGGCAGCUGGUGAAGAACAUUCCUCCUUCAGACAUGGCCCAGAUCAAAGCCAAAGUGGCUGCCAUGGGGGCCCUGCAGGGGCUGCGUCAGGACUGGGGCUGCCAGAGGGCCUGGGCCCGAGACUAUUUGUCUUCUGGCACUGACAACCCCACAGGCGCCCGCCUGUUUGCUGAGCGGCUGAAGGCACUUCGGGAAAAGGAUGGCUUUGGGGCUGUACUCUUUUCUAGCCAUGUCCGCAAGGUGAACCGCUUCCGCAAGAGCCGGGACCGGGCCCUCCUGUUCACAGACCGACACCUCUACAAGCUGGACCCUGGCCGGCAGUAUAGGGUGAUGCGGGCCGUGCCACUGGAAGCGGUGACAAGGCUAAGUGUGACCAGUGGACGAGACCAGCUGGUGGUGCUACAUGCCCGGAACCAGGACGACCUUGUGGUGUGCCUGCAUCGCUCCCAGCCAACAUUAGACAAUCGCAUUGGGGAGCUGGUGGGCAUACUGGCUGCCCACUGCCAGGGGGAAGGACGAAACCUUGAGGUCCAUGUCUCUGACUGUAUCCCAGUGAGCCAACGUGGUGCCCGGCGCCUCGUCUCUGUGGAGGCGAGGCCAGAACAGCCCGAGCCUGACUUCUGCUGCAGCCAUGGUGCCUUCACUCUCCUCUGGCCGAGCCCCUGAGCCAGCCUGAGCUCUGGCCUCCAUGCACUUCCUCACACCCGGCCUUGGCCACACUGAAGGCCAGAACUUGCCCACCCUACCUGGGACACCAGCAAUAAAGAUGCUAUGUUUGUA
Jaculus jaculus (lesser Egyptian jerboa) is the source of this 3262-nucleotide messenger RNA. RefSeq names its product myosin IG (gene Myo1g). Gene Ontology annotation, biological process: actin filament organization; vesicle transport along actin filament. Gene Ontology annotation, cellular component: microvillus; plasma membrane; vesicle. Gene Ontology annotation, molecular function: ATP binding; actin filament binding; microfilament motor activity. The transcript is spliced from 22 exons. The record is from RefSeq and is a predicted model, not a curated record. Bases 92 to 3148 code for a protein of 1018 amino acids. NCBI's taxonomy places the organism in Eukaryota, Metazoa, Chordata, Mammalia, Rodentia, Dipodidae.